AUGGAUGAUGGGCGGCCCAUCCGGAUAAGGCCCGAUCCAGAUGGGUCGGGUCGCGGUGAGUGCGGUGGUGGUGUGGCGGAGGAAGAGGAGGAGGAGGUGGAGGAGGAGAUGGAGGAUGGUGUGCGGUGGGCCGUGGAGGUGGGGAUUUGGGCUGUGUGUUUUGGGGUGGGAUACUUGAUUUCUGUUUCUACCUCCAAGAGAUUAUUGAAUUUGAGGAGGAACAAAUUUAAAUCAGCCGCCGUGCUACCCAUAUCCCCCUCGCCGCCACCGCCGCCGGAGGACGACCACCCAACUCAGGAACUCGAAGUCAUGUCGUCGAACGAAUUCUUGCUAGUCGACUCGAUUUCCGAUGGUUGGCACUUGCUAAACCCCCCAUUUUCCGAGGGGUGGCACCGUGACGAGUUGUCGAGCUACACUUACGACCUUCUCUUCAAAAUUUGCAGUGUCGCUUUCUCGAUGGGCGUUCGAGACGGGCGGGUCGAGAUAUCUGAGACGAGCCCCCAUUUCACGAGCGCUGCCGCAGCCGAUUGUUCGGAGCUUCGCUUAGCUGUUUCCACGGGAAAGCCUUUUAAGGAGGUAUGCCUCUCUCAUCGCUCGACCGGACAAAUGCUUAAUCUCCCCCCACUCGUCAACCGUUGUGUAUAUCCCCGAAUGCAGUUGUGGGGAGUGGCGCACGUUCCCGAAUCCAUGGAUUGCAAAGUGGUUCAAUUAGCAAACACAAUACAUACACUCAAUAAGAGGCGCACUCGUGUAUAA
This is a messenger RNA of Striga asiatica, 756 nucleotides long. The record is from the annotation of a GenBank genome assembly. NCBI's taxonomy places the organism in Eukaryota, Viridiplantae, Streptophyta, Magnoliopsida, Lamiales, Orobanchaceae.